AUGCUAGCACCAUCCUAUGCUGCGCCACAGGACGCCAACUAUCCCCCCCUAUCACAGCUUCGUGAGACAAAACCCGUUUCGAUGACAGCUCCGUACGACUACACGGCGUACUCCGCUAUGGACCCGCAUGUUUUGCAGAUGGCGGAUAUUAGUGCUGGUUAUUGGGGAACAGGAGCUCCUUCGUACGCACCGCUAGGUGGCCUCCCACCUUACCCAACGUUAACCGCUGGAACCGAAUCGGACUACACAGCACCGGCUGCCUACCCUUCCCCGGUGGUGCCGACAGUCUCCGCUGCUAACGGAGGCGCCGGAUCCUCGGAUGUGCUUGAAAUUGGAAAACCAAAUGUGCCACCCUACACGGCUCCUGCGACGAAUCCUGCAGUGUCGAGCGACGCUCUAUCGGCUAUGUAUCAACCACCCACUGUCUGGCCUGGGUAUCCUGGAUAUAUGCCCACUGAUGACAAGACUUCAGCUCCUGGAGCCUCUAGUGGUUAUCCGUCUUUGCCUCUACCGUAUCCGUUUGCGGACGGCUCGGAUUUGGGCCACACUCCGUUCUACCAGGCAUGA
Molecule: messenger RNA, 567 nt
Organism: Angiostrongylus costaricensis
Lineage: Eukaryota; Metazoa; Nematoda; Chromadorea; Rhabditida; Metastrongylidae
Source: the annotation of a GenBank genome assembly